CCCGCGUAAGCCGCAACUGCUCCUCGGAGACGGCUGUACGGAGUCCCGACGCUCGAACCGACGGACAGGCCCCGGAGAGCAGGGCCGAUGGACACCUUCAGCACCAAGAGCCUGGCCCUGCAGGCCCAGAAGAAGCUCCUGAGCAAGAUGGCGUCCAAGGCCACCGUGGCCGUGUUCAUCGACGACACGAGCAGCGAGGUGCUGGAUGAGCUGUACCGCGCCACCAAGGAGUUCACCCGCAGCCGCAAGGAGGCCCAGAAGGUGCUCAAGAACCUGGUCAAGGUGGCCGUGAAGCUGGGCGUCCUGCUCCGCGGCGGCCAGCUGGGCGGCGAGGAGCUGGCCCUGCUGCAGCGCUUCCGCCAGGGGGCGCGCCGCCUGGCCAUGACCGCAGUCAGCUUCCGCCAGGUGGACUUCACGUUCGACCGGCGCGUGCUGGCCGCCGCCCUGCACGAGUGCCGGGACCUGCUGCACCAGGCCGUGGGCGCGCACCUGACCGCCAAAUCCCACGGCCGCAUCAACCACGUCUUCGGCCACUUGGCCGACUGCGACUUCCUGGCGGCGCUCUACAGCCCCGCCGAGCCCUACCGCUCGCACCUGCGCCGCAUCUGCGAGGGCCUCACCAGGAUGCUGGACGACGACAGCAUAUGACCUCUGGGCCUGGGUUUGCUGCGGGGGCGGGGGCAGCUCCAGAACCUCUUUUCUCCCAUCCAAUUCUGGCCAAAUCCCCGGGACAGGUGCCCAUCCUCUCGGAGAGGAUGCUAAUCCGUCGGAAGCAGUGGUUUUAAGGGAUCUUGUCGCCUCUCCCUCCGCCCCAUCUCCAGAGGAGAGGAGCUCAGCCUGCUGGCCCGUGGCCCCCCCCAGGCACCCCGAGACUGCUCUCUGCCCGGGCCGGCCUGACCUGACCCGCACCACCCCUCCAGCCACCGGAUGCCUUUGGAAGCUGGCGCUCGCCACUUAAUGAUGAACGAUGUUGCCUGUUCCUUGCGACAGGGUCGUGGUGAACCGGGAGAAAGGGAGUGUUAUGGGGUGAGCUGCAUCUCCCCAGAUUCUUUGGAGUCCUAGCCCCCAGGACCUCUGACUGUGACCUUCUUGGGAAAGAGGAUCGUUGCAGAUGUAGUUAGUUAAGAUGAGGUCACGCUGGAGUAGGGCUGGGCCCCUGGUCCUUGUAGGAAGGGGACAUUCGGACGUGGGUGAAGAUGGGGGCAGACACUAGAACGGCCCGGCUGACACCCUGAUCACAGGCUUCUGGCCUCCAGAACUAAGAGGGAACACAUUUCUGUUGCUGUCUCCGCCCGGCGGGGGGCACUCCGUUCUGGCAGCCCCAGGGCAGGUGCGCCGGGCGCCAAGGAGAGCGCCGGGGUGGCUGCUGUAGGUAGGAUGUCUCGAUGGGGUUGGAAUCGCAGCCGACUCCCACGUGUGAAGGGUCAGAGUGUGUCCCCGGCCCGGGGCUCCAGGGUAAAGCCAUCUGAGAGGCAUGCCCAUUUGAAGAUGAUUAUCUCAUGUGUGUUCGGUAGACCAACACCUGUUUUGACGAGACCACGGAAAGCAAGGCUCAACAAAUUCUGGCUUUGGCGACACCCAGAGGAUGCAGGGACUCUCAACUCAGGGCGCAGAUGGACACGUGGGGUGUGGGAGUGUAGCUGUGACGCUCGUUUGUAGAAGGGGCAUUGGUUCUAGCGGACUGCGUAACGCUGCGGCAGGUGGGCCGAGGCAGGGCUGGGAAGGCUGUUCGGGGCACCUGCAGGGCGGGGGAGGGGGGACGAGGUCUCACGACUACUUGUGCAGGACCAGGUCUGUGGGGCACAGCUUUCAAACCGGAGGACUGCAGGCCUUUGUGGGCGAGCAGACGGGUGUGGUCAGCCCCAUCCAUUGUUUGAGACACCUGGCAUUUGUCAAGGAAACUGCACGCACCCAUCUAGACGUGGAGUCUUCCUCGGAACCUUGCCUGAGCCUGCGCUGGCCACCGGUGUCACUGCACUGACAUUGCCCCUCCGGCCCACUGCAGUCCCCACCACACCCUUUUGCCUCCCCCUGGCCUGCUGCACUGGCUGACAGGGCACCGUUGCCCCAGAUGCAGGACAGCCUUCCUCUGGUUGGGUUUCUGCUUCCCUGAGAAAGCCAAGGUUCUCCUGCCCGAGAGCCAGCCCCUCUGCCCACCUCUGCCCCACCUCUGCCCCACCCCGCUAAGGCAAACCUGCCCUCCCAUCUUCCGUCAGGAGACAGAUCUUCACAUUCAAGAACAAUCUGCGUUCUGAGCACCCAAGAAGCCCCAGAGGAAAGAAAGCCUUUGUCCUCGGCUUUGCACACUGAAUGCAUCCAUAUGCCUAAGGCUUUGUGCCCUGCUGGGCUGCCCAGCCUGUCCUGACUCUUCAUAAUUUGAGAUUUAAUUAGAAAAGCCAAAGAGCACUACAGAACUAUUUCAAUAAAAGCACACAUCUUCCAUUUGCAUUAUGUGGGACUAGCGGUUAAAUUGCUGGUGCCGGCUGACAGUUUUCUCUUGCCCUCCCGGGGCUCCUGCCCUUCAACCCGAGCUUGCGUGUAAUGUCACAUGCCCGCAGUGCAGUCCUCGCUGACAGGUUCAAGUUCUGCUCCCCCAGGCGCCAAGAGGGCGGACGCGCGGGCCCGCAGAGCUCGGCCUGUGUGCACCCAAACGGGUUCGGCUCAGCAUCUCAUCAUGACCAAAGACCCCAGGGCCAGGGUGGGUUCCUUUUCGAGUUUAUCCGAAAUAUCUAGAAAGAUGCCUGCAAAUGGCUGGUGGGGGCAAGGGCAACUAGUUUGCAUCCAGAUGUCCUGCCCUGUCCCAGGACCAGCAGGUACUGGCUCUGCAUCCUUGAUGACCCCACAAGAUUUGGAAGUUGUAAGUGAUUCCAGGCUGGUCAUGGAUGCAUCUGUCCCUCCUGCUGGGGUCGGGCCCAUGUGACCCGCGGCGGCCCCGGGUGCCACGUCACUCCCGCAUUUCCAGCUGCCUUGUUUCUGCAGGGGACCCUGGGCGGCCAUGUCUCCGGUGUG
Callorhinus ursinus (northern fur seal) is the source of this 3009-nucleotide messenger RNA. RefSeq names its product TNF alpha induced protein 8 like 1 (gene TNFAIP8L1). NCBI's taxonomy places the organism in Eukaryota, Metazoa, Chordata, Mammalia, Carnivora, Otariidae. The record is from RefSeq and is a predicted model, not a curated record. Gene Ontology annotation, cellular component: cytoplasm. Gene Ontology annotation, biological process: negative regulation of TOR signaling; regulation of apoptotic process.